Molecule: messenger RNA, 387 nt
Organism: Arabis nemorensis
Lineage: Eukaryota; Viridiplantae; Streptophyta; Magnoliopsida; Brassicales; Brassicaceae
Source: the annotation of a GenBank genome assembly
AUGGGGAGAUUGUUCUUGGUGAAUUUGGAAGGGAAGUCUUACAGUUGUAGACACUGUAAGACCAAUCUCGCCCUUUGCGAUGAUGUCGUCUCUAAGUCUUUUCAGUCGCGGCAUGGGAAAGCUUACCUCUUCAGUAAGGUAGCGAAUGUGUAUGCUGGGGGGAAGGAAGAUAGGAUGAUGAUGACAGGAAUGCACACCGUGGUCGAUAUUUAUUGUGUCAAAUGCGGCUCUUAUGUUGGAUGGAGAUAUGAGUUUGCUUUUGAGAAGAAUCAAAAGUACAAGGAAGGCAAAUCGGUUCUCGAAAGGUACAAGGUUUGGGGUCCAGAUGGGAACACUUAUUGGGUGGCUCAAGAAGUUGAAGCCGGAGAAAGUGAUACUGAUGAAUGA